Diversispora eburnea is the source of this 1044-nucleotide messenger RNA. NCBI's taxonomy places the organism in Eukaryota, Fungi, Glomeromycota, Glomeromycetes, Diversisporales, Diversisporaceae. The record is from the annotation of a GenBank genome assembly.
AUGAGUAAAGUAUUAAAAUUUUCUGGACAUAAUUAUUUUCGACAACGAUUAAUUCUUUCAAUAUUAAGUGGGAAAACCAUCAAAAUUAAUAAAAUUCGUUCAGACGACAAUAAUCCCGGUUUUUUAAGGUUAUUGGAUAAAGUAACAAAUGGUUCAACUCUGGAAAUUAAUUAUACAGGCACAAGUGUUUUAUAUAAACCCGGAGUAAUCACCGGAGGAAAAAUUAAUCAUGAUUGUGGUAUUUCUCGAGCAAUUGGAUAUUUUUUAGAACCAUUAAUCGCUUUAGCACCAUUUGCGAAGAAUCCAUUUAAUUUAACUUUAACUGGAAUUACCAAUGAUAAUAUUGAUAUUUCGGUUGAUACCAUAAGAACCGUGACUUUGUUACAACUUGGAAGAUUUGUUACAGAAGAAGGACUAGAAUUAAAGAUUUCUAAACGAGGAUCCGCUCCACUUGGCGGAGGUGAAGUUACUUUUAAAUGUCCAGUCGUGAAGUCAUUAAAACCAAUACAAUACAUAGAUGAAGGUCGAAUAAAACGUAUUCGUGGUAUUGCGGUUUCACCUCAAAAUGCAAAUCGAAUGGUAAAUUCAGCAAGAUCAAUAUUGAAUAGAUAUAUUCCUGAUGUUUACAUAUAUACCGAUGUUUACAAGGGUGAAGAAUCUGGAAAAUCACCAGGAUUUGCAAUUUCUUUAGUAGCCGAAUCCACAACGGGAGUUCUUAUUUCAGCGGAACAAGCUGCGAAAUCAGGAGAAACCCCGGAAGAUAUCGGUCAAAGAACCGCAAAAAUUUUACUUACGGAAAUACGAAAAGGCGGAUGUAUUGAUUCUUUAAAUCAAUGGUUAAUUUUAUUAAUGAUGGUAUUGAGUACUGAAGAUGUAUCAAAAAUCAGAUUAGGACAAUUGACAGCUUUUACAAUACAAUAUAUACGAGAUCUUAAAAAUUUCUUUGAUGUCACAUUCAAAAUCAAACCUGAUCCCACAACCAACACAUUAUUAAUGGCUUGUGUUGGCGUUGGAUACAUUAAUUAUAGCAAGAAAAGUACUUAA